CCGGCUCCUCCCUCGGCCCGCCUUCACACACGUUUAUCUUGUGACUGCCGCGGCCGCUUCUUCCUACCUAGAUCCCAAAUCCUCCCUGGCCGCGAUGCGUUUCCUGGCCGCGAAGUUCCUGCUGCUGGCGUUCGUCGCCGCAGCACAGGCCGAGCCCGUGUUCUUCAAGGAUUGCGGCUCUAUGGUUGGAGUGAUAAAGGAGGUGAACGUGAGCCCCUGCUCUACCCAGCCCUGUGCACUACACAAAGGACAGUCCUAUAGUGUCAAUGUUACCUUCACCAGCAGCACUCAAUCUGAAAAUAGCACAGCUCAGGUUCAUGGCAUCCUGGCAGGUGUCCCAGUCUUCUUUCCUAUUCCUGAGCCUGAUGGUUGUAAGUGUGGAAUCAACUGCCCCAUCCAGAAAGAUAAGACCUAUAGCUACCUGAAUAAACUGCCGGUGAAGAAUGAAUACCCCUCUAUAAAGCUGGUGGUGGAGUGGAAACUUGAGGAUGAUAAAAAUAAAAAUCUCUUCUGCUGGAGAAUCCCAGUAGAGAUCAAAAGCUAAGCUCUUUGAUGCCCUUAUGUCUAUGUGGGGGUGAAAGUCUAUGGAUGGAGGUGGGCAAGGAAAUGGAAGAGAAAUCAUACCUGAAAUUGAAUCAGUACCAUAAGAUGAAAAGAAUUCCAAGACUGUUUUAUUUGUCCUAUAGUGUCUAUGACCCUACUUCUUGAGAGCUCAGAGCUGUUGCCUUUGUGAUAUCCUUAGUCAAGAAAGCUGGGUGUGGUGGCAUACACCUUUAAUUCCAGCAUUCUGGAGGCAGAGGCAGGCGGAUCUCUGAAUUCGAUGCCAGCCUGGUCUACAUAGUUCCAGAUCAGGCAGAACUAUAUAAUAAAAUCCUGUCUUUAAAAAAAAAAAUGGCAGGUUGGGGUGGGGGAGACUGUAGGAAUAGUUUAAUAGUUUCCAUUGUUUGCUGUUGGAUUAAGGGAGAUCCCACAAGACAGAAUGGGGAGGAGGAUUGCUUGGGAUGUCAGAUAACUUGACCCCAGGCUAUUGGUCCUCACUAUGAAGGAUGGCUUCCAAGAGACUUCUCUCUAGAUGGGGAUGUUAUUUCUACAGUUUCCUCAUCUUUAAGUGCCUCCCUGAGACCUGUGAACCUGGCUACCAAGCCUACUGAGCACCUCUGGCCGACUGCUUCAACAGUAGUGAUUUGCUCUCCACUGUAUCCAGAGAUUGGUUGGAGAGAGAUCUUUUACAGCAGAAAUUCAGUUCUGGGUGGCUGGUUUUCUGUGGUUAGCUCUUGUUUCUUAAGUCAUUUUCAUUAAAGAUAAUACUUGGCUAAUAGAUGUUUGUUUAUUUUAGCAAUAUUAACUUGUAUCUUUGCGCACUUGAAAAUGAGCUUUUGAAUAAAUAAAUUGCCAUUCUUGCCUUUUG
Molecule: messenger RNA, 1408 nt
Organism: Nannospalax galili (Upper Galilee mountains blind mole rat)
Lineage: Eukaryota; Metazoa; Chordata; Mammalia; Rodentia; Spalacidae
Gene: Npc2
Product: NPC intracellular cholesterol transporter 2
Exons: 4
Coding region: 95-544 (149 amino acids)
Biological process (GO): cholesterol efflux; intracellular cholesterol transport
Molecular function (GO): cholesterol binding
Source: RefSeq, a predicted model, not a curated record